Molecule: messenger RNA, 5170 nt
Organism: Rattus rattus (black rat)
Lineage: Eukaryota; Metazoa; Chordata; Mammalia; Rodentia; Muridae
Gene: Prdm16
Product: PR/SET domain 16
Exons: 15
Coding region: 1-3423 (1140 amino acids)
Cellular component (GO): nucleus
Molecular function (GO): protein binding
Source: RefSeq, a predicted model, not a curated record
AUGUCCAACAGGAGCAGGUACACCCAGCAGAUCUCUGAAGAUUUGGGCAGCGAGAAGUUCUGCGUGGAUGCCAAUCAGGCGGGGGCCGGCAGCUGGCUCAAGUACAUCCGUGUAGCAUGUUCCUGUGAUGACCAAAACCUUGCCAUGUGUCAGAUCAACGAACAGAUUUACUAUAAAGUCAUUAAGGACAUCGAGCCUGGAGAGGAGCUGUUGGUACAUGUGAAAGAAGGUGCCUACUCCUUGGGUGUCAUGGCCCCCAGCCUGGAUGAGGAUCCCACGUUCCGCUGCGACGAGUGUGAUGAGCUCUUCCAGUGCAGGCUGGACCUGAGACGCCAUAAGAAGUAUGCAUGCAGCUCUUCAGGGGCCCCGCUCUACGAGGGCCUAGGGGAGGAGCUCAAGCCUGAGGGCCUUGGCGGGGGCAACGAUGGGCAAGCCCAUGAAUGCAAGGACUGCGAGCGGAUGUUCCCCAACAAAUACAGCUUGGAGCAACACAUGAUUGUUCACACGGAAGAGCGUGAGUACAAAUGUGACCAGUGUCCCAAGGCCUUCAACUGGAAGUCCAACCUCAUCCGCCACCAGAUGUCUCACGACAGUGGCAAGCGCUUCGAAUGUGAAAACUGCGUCAAGGUGUUCACAGACCCCAGCAACCUCCAGCGUCAUAUCCGCUCACAGCACGUCGGUGCCCGGGCUCAUGCCUGCCCUGACUGCGGCAAGACCUUUGCCACAUCCUCCGGCCUCAAACAGCACAAGCAUAUCCACAGCACGGUGAAGCCAUUCAUAUGUGAGGUCUGCCACAAGUCAUACACGCAGUUCUCCAACCUGUGCCGGCACAAGCGGAUGCACGCCGACUGCAGAACGCAGAUCAAGUGCAAGGACUGUGGGCAGAUGUUCAGCACUACCUCCUCCCUCAACAAGCACCGGAGAUUCUGCGAGGGCAAGAACCAUUACACGCCGGGCGGCCUCUUCACCCCAGGCCUGCCCUUGACCCCCAGCCCCAUGAUGGACAAGACGAAGCCCUCCCCGGCCCUCAACCACGGGGGCCUAGGCUUCAGCGAGUACUUCCCCUCCAGACAUCAUCCUGGGAGCCUGCCCUUCUCGGCUGCCCCUCCGGCCUUCCCCACGCUCACACCAGGCUUCCCGGGCAUCUUCCCUCCAUCCUUGUACCCACGACCACCUCUGCUACCUCCCACACCGCUGCUCAAAAGCCCCCUGAACCACGGGCAGGACGCCAAGCUACACAGCCCCCUGGGAAACCCAGCCCUGCCCCUUGUCUCUGCGGUCAGCAACAGCAGCCAGGGCGCCACAGCGGCCUCGGGGCCGGAGGAGAAAUUCGAUGGCCGCCUGGAAGACUCAUACGUGGAGAAGGUCAAAAACAGGAGCCCUGACAUGUCGGAUGGCAGUGACUUCGAGGAUAUUAACACCACAACCGGGACAGACUUGGACACCACCACCGGCACAGGGUCGGACCUGGACAGCGACCUGGACAGUGACAGAGACAAAAGCAAGGACAAAGGGAAGCCAGCAGAGAGCAAACCUGAGUUUGGGGGUGCAUCGGUGCCCCCCGGGGCCAUGAACAGUGUGGCCGAGGUACCGGCCUUCUAUUCACAGCAUUCCUUCUUCCCGCCUCCCGAGGAACAGCUGCUGACAGCCUCGGGGGCUGCGGGCGACUCCAUCAAGGCCAUUGCGUCCAUCGCAGAGAAGUACUUCGGUCCCGGCUUCAUGAGCAUGCAGGAGAAGAAGCUGGGCUCGCUACCCUACCACUCCGUGUUCCCCUUCCAGUUCCUGCCUAACUUCCCCCACUCUCUCUACCCCUUUACGGACCGAGCCCUCGCCCACAACUUGCUGGUCAAGGCUGAGCCAAAGUCACCCCGGGAUGCCCUCAAGGUGGGCGGCCCCAGUGCGGAGUGCCCCUUCGACCUCACCACCAAACCAAAAGAGGCCAAACCUGCCCUGCUCACACCCAAGGUCCCCCUCAUGCCCUCGUCUGGCGAGGAACAGCCGCUGGACCUGAGCAUCGGCAGCAGGGCCCGGGCGAGCCAAAACGGAGGCAGCCGUGAACCCCGGAAGAACCACAUCUACGGCGAACGCAAGCCGGGGGUUGGCGAGGGGCUGCCUAAGGUGUGCCCAGCACAGCUACCCCAGCAGCCUUCCCUGCACUACGCCAAGCCCUCACCCUUCUUCAUGGAUCCCAUCUACAGCAGGGUAGAAAAGCGGAAGGUGGCAGACCCCGUGGGAGUCCUGAAAGAGAAGUACCUGCGGCCGUCCCCACUGCUGUUCCACCCCCAGAUGUCAGCCAUAGAAACCAUGACGGAGAAGCUGGAGAGCUUUGCAGCCAUGAAGGCCGACUCAGGCAGCUCCCUGCAGCCCCUGCCUCACCACCCCUUCAACUUCCGCUCCCCACCCCCAACGCUCUCAGAUCCCAUCCUCAGGAAGGGCAAGGAGAGAUACACGUGCAGGUACUGUGGCAAGAUCUUCCCCAGAUCUGCAAAUCUCACAAGACAUCUGAGGACACACACGGGGGAACAGCCAUACAGGUGCAAGUACUGUGACCGGUCAUUCAGCAUCUCCUCCAACCUCCAGCGGCACGUGAGGAACAUCCACAACAAAGAGAAGCCGUUCAAGUGCCAUUUGUGCAACCGCUGCUUCGGGCAGCAGACCAACCUAGACCGGCACCUGAAGAAGCACGAACACGAAGGUGCACCAGUGAGCCAGCACUCCGGGGUGCUCACGAACCACCUGGGCACCAGCGCCUCCUCCCCCACCUCCGAGUCGGACAACCAUGCACUUUUAGAUGAGAAGGAAGAUUCCUACUUCUCCGAGAUCCGAAACUUCAUCGCCAACAGCGAGAUGAACCAGGCGUCCGCUCGAAUGGACAAACGGCCUGAGGUCCAAGACCUAGACGGCAACCCGCCGUGUCCAGGCUCCGCCAGUGCAAAGCAGGAGGACGUAGAGGAGGAGGAGGAGGAGGAGCUGGAGGAAGAGGAUGAUGACAGCUUAGCCGGGAAGUCACAGGAGGACACAGUGUCCCCCACACCUGAGCCCCAAGGAGUCUAUGAAGAUGAAGAGGAUGAGGAACCACCCAACCUGACCAUGGGCUUUGACCAUACCCGAAGGUGUGUUGAGGAGCGAGGAGGCGGCCUGUUAGCUUUGGAGCCGACGCCGACCUUUGGGAAGGGGCUGGACCUCCGCAGAGCAGCUGAGGAAGCAUUUGAAGUUAAAGAUGUGCUUAAUUCCACCUUAGAUUCUGAGGUCUUAAAACAAACCCUGUACAGGCAGGCUAAGAACCAGGCAUACGCAAUGAUGCUGUCCCUCUCUGAAGACACUCCUCUUCACGCCCCCUCCCAGAGCUCACUGGAUGCUUGGUUGAACAUCACGGGACCCUCGUCGGAGUCCGGAGCCUUUAACCCCAUCAACCACCUCUGAGGACCUGGAGGCCCCAGGGCCAGAGUUCAAAGCCAGGGUACCAGCUGUGGGAGACAGAGAAGGGGCCAGGGAGCAGCCCCCCACCCCCGACACCUUCUGCCUCAACUCUGCUUCCAACCCCAGCCGCCAUGGCUCAAGCCCAGCUUCUCCAAUGAUACUCAGAACCCGAAGGUCCCUCGAGUAGCCGCUGACUUUCAACACCUCUCAGACCUGGCCUCAAGGACAUGAUCUGCAGUGGGUGCGGCGCACGGCCACCCAGGAGCUGCUCGCAGGAGCUGUGGAUCAGAAAACUCAUGGGCGAGGGUGGGGGGUCUCCAUCCUGGCAGGAGCCAAUUGGCCACCUCCGGGCCGCCACCUGGUAUGAAUGAAGAGAUGGGAAAGAAGUGGGCAAGUGCUAUGGAGAGAGACCUCGUGAAUGAUUUUUAUAACAAGAAUCACAUGAUUAACCCUUUUGGUAAUCUUAAUUGACUAUAGAGUCUAUUUAAAAGCAUGUGGGUUUUAAAAAAAAAUAGACAGUAUUUUUUUAAAAAAAAUCAGAAAAAUGACUUGCAAAAUGUUUUUUUAAAAGUAAUUUUGCAUUGCUUUGGAAUGUUGGCUUAUUGGCAAACCCACACCUGCCGGGGCACGAGCGCGGCUCGGGUGUGCCCUUUAUAAUGUAGAUAAUGGAGACUUUCUUUCUUAUCUCUGACCUGUUUGUACAAGCCAAGGUGAUUCUGGUGCGCCCGACACAGGAUAGGGGCAUGGGAGCCACUCGGCUGAACAGGACGCUGACUACACAAGAAUCCUUGGACAUGGUGCCUGGCUGAAGGUUUGCAGAGGCCGGGACAGCGAGGUUGCCUUGCCCUGUAUGGUCUGCAGAGGAAUCCACGGGUCCCACCCAAGACACCCCAAUUGUGUGGGGAAGUCGGGAGCUAGUGGCUCAGGUCUUCCAUGCCGGACACCUAAGGGUCUUCCCCUUUCAGCAGCCCUAGCCUGGUCUUGACUGCUGCUCUUCUGAAGGCCAUAUCCAGGCCUCCAGCCUUCAACCCUCCCCAACCCUGGCAGUCUGAUGCCCUCCCCAUGGCCACCAAGUGUGGAAAGCCUGCUCCUCCACUCCAGGACACCAAGUACUACCUGUGCCUAAGACUCCAGAUCAGCCGCGUAGCCGCCAUUUCUGCUCUCUGUGUGGGUUCCUGGCGAGGUGAGGUCAGGAACAGGAGGAAGAUCCAGGGGACCCUGCCACAGCAAAGGACAGAGACAGUACAGACACCAGGACCGGAUGCCUCACUCCCUUGGGACAGUCGGGACGUGUCUACUUCUCUGCUCGGAUGGGCUUUAAAUUAUCCCAUAGGGGCCAACUUCAAAUAAUUUCUUUCCCUGAUGGAAUUUCCCUUAAUCUGUAUAUAGCUUGUAAUUUUUUUCUAAUUCAUUUCUUUCCUUAUUUUAUUUCUUCCUUAACAGUAUUUUUUGGCAUUGGACAACUUUUCCUGAAGAAAUGAUGUUAAUAUAAGUAUGUGGUGAAGGACCAAAACCGUGUGAUAAGGUCGUGUGCUGUGUGAUCGGUGCCCAGGGAGUGGGGCGGUUGUUAAUGUGCCAAAUACCCCUGUGUCCCUCCCUCCAGGAGUCCCGCGGUCACCGCCGCCCACUUACCAGACAAUCAUAUGAUUUUUGUUAAAUUUGAGUCUCAGUUACAUUUUAAGACAAGUGUUCUAUUUAUUUUGUUGUUCGGAAAGAGAAAAACAAAAAAACAAAACAAAAAAAAACAAAA